AUGGCCAUCAAAUCAGAUGCUCCUCAGGGAAAGGACCAUGCACAGGGGUCUAACGGCGUCGAGAUUAACAAGGAUGGCGCGGUGAUUAGGCAAAUGCCAGUCACAUUGCUCUCCGGCUUUCUGGGAAGUGGAAAGACAACGUUACUAGAGCAUAUCCUCAAGUCACCGGAUCAUGGCCUUAGGAUUGCCGUCAUUGUCAAUGACAUGAGCAAACUCAACAUCGAUGCCGCUCUGAUAACCAAUCACAAGGUCUCCCAGACAAAGGAAAAGCUCAUUCAGCUCCAGAAUGGAUGCAUCUGUUGUACGCUAAGAGGGGACCUGCUGUCAGAACUCGCCCGCUUAGCCAGAUCGAAAGAAGUGGAAUAUGUGGUCAUCGAGAGUACUGGUAUCAGUGAGCCCAUGCAGGUGGCAGAGACGUUCACAGCCGAAUUUAGCUCUGCGAUGAUGGAGCUGGAUGAUGACAGCGUGGAGACAGACGAGGAUAGCAAGAAGAUCCUCGCUGAAAUCGCGAACAUGGGAGGUCUACACAACUUGGCAAAACUGGACACAACCGUUACUGUGAUUGAUUCCUUUAAUUUGUUUCACAACUUUGAUACGACUGAGUUCCUCUCUGACCGUUAUGGGUCUGAGGAGAUAAUCCCUGAAGACGAACGGACCAUCUCCGAUUUGAUGAUUGACCAAAUCGAGUUCGCCGAUGUCGUGGUCAUCAACAAGAUUGAGACCAUUGACGAGCCUACUCGUGUGAGGAUCAGGAACUUAGUUAAGCUACUGAACCCUGAUGCUAAAGUGCUGGAGGCCAGUUAUUCCAGAAUCGACGUAAAGGAGAUCGUCAACACUGGAAAAUUCGAUUUCCUUAAGGCAGCCUCAGGAGCGGGAUGGCUGAGAAGCUUGCAUGAGAUGACUGUGAGGGAAACCGGAUCCGGGAAGAGAUUGGCACCCAAGCCAGAGACCUUGGAGUAUGGGAUCAACAACUUCGUCUAUACUGCUCGAAGGCCGUUUCAUCCUCGUCGUAUAUUUGCCCUUCUACACGACAAGUUCAUUCUACUGCAAAACAAUGAACUACAGGACGGCGACGAAGAAGGUGAGGACGACGACCAGAUGGAAGAGGAUGACGAAGGACAGGAGGAUGACAUGGACGUAGACGAGGUCGAGGACUUUGAGCAGCCCGAGCCUGCUCAAAUCCUGGCCAAUAAGCGUGCCCACCCAGCAUUUGGUCCAAUUCUCCGCUCCAAGGGGUUCUUCUGGCUAGCAACUCGAGCUCAUCAGUUUGGAGAAUGGAGCCAGGCUGGCGGGAUGCUGACCGUCGGCUGCGGCGGUCCCUGGUUUACGGAAGUCCCACGGGACUUCUGGCCGGAAGACAAGGAUGUCUGCGAGUCCAUCGAGCGAGACUUCCAAGGACCGUGGGGUGACCGGCGUCAGGAGAUCGUAUUCAUCGGUGAAAACAUCGAUAUCGAAAAGAUCACCUCACUCCUGAACGAAUGCCUACUCGAUGAUGAGGACAUGGCCAGAUGGGAAGAAGUCAUGGCGAAUGAGAAGCUGUCAAGAGACGAGAAAGACGAAAAGCUUAGCCACAUGUGGGAAGACGGCUGGGAAGCGUGGCCACCUCUCGAAAUCGAAGGAGAAGCUUGCGAACUCGAUCAUGGAGCAGAUGACACAAAGCCUGCAAAACACCGCAUUAGCGAGCACAUCGGUCAUAGCCAUGGCCAUGGCCAUGCUCAUCCACAUGUGAACGGCAUCCAAAAACAACACGUGAGGCCGAUGGUGAAGGCGUAA
This is a messenger RNA of Paecilomyces variotii, 1773 nucleotides long. RefSeq names its product CobW domain-containing protein. The record is from RefSeq and is a predicted model, not a curated record. The coding region runs from base 1 to 1773 and encodes 590 amino acids. The transcript has 5 exons. Lineage: Eukaryota; Fungi; Ascomycota; Eurotiomycetes; Eurotiales; Thermoascaceae.